Messenger RNA from Carcharodon carcharias (great white shark), 1250 nucleotides. RefSeq names its product tumor protein p53-inducible protein 11-like. The record is from RefSeq and is a predicted model, not a curated record. NCBI's taxonomy places the organism in Eukaryota, Metazoa, Chordata, Chondrichthyes, Lamniformes, Lamnidae. The transcript is spliced from 8 exons. The coding region runs from base 135 to 971 and encodes 278 amino acids.
UAGUGGAAUGCGGCUCUAUUAGAUGUAUUACACUUUCCUCUCCAGCUCCCUCAGUAUUCUGCUCUUGUUUCGGGACCGCUGUUGAGGGACGGGUCAGCGGGGUGGCACCAAGCAGAGAAGCAGCCACCCAGUGCAUGCCAGUGCCAAGAGUCCUGAGAUCCACGGAGGCAUCGACGAUGCAGGCUGCGGGCAGCCCUGCCUUGGUAGUGACUCCCAUCUGUUAUGACGGAGCAGAUGAUGUAUGCCAGGCAGACCAAAUCCACAAGGGAAACUCGGUCACACUGUCAGAAAUACAAAUGCAAUUUGUAUUUAUUAUGAGAAGAUGUGUGCCUGAAUUCAGAAUUUCGGUGUAUGAUCAGGUCUGGCUCUCGCUGGGAACCAUGGCUGCCAAACAACAACCUCCUCUGAUAAAAAAGCACAGUCAAAGUGACCUGGUGAGCCGGCUGAAGACCAGGAAAAUCCUCGGAGUAGGUGGAAAGGACGAUGAUGGAGAGAUUCACAGGUCAAAGAUCAGCCAAGUCCUGGGGAAUGAAAUGAAGUUCGCUAUGCGAGAACCUUUGGGUCUCAGGAUAUGGCAACUGAUGUCAGCCAUCAUGUUCAGUCUCGUUGCCAUAAUAAUGUGUGUCUCAUGUUUCCAGGCUCUCACAUUUCCCAAGCUCCUCUAUGAAGCUGUCUUUGAAGAAGAGGGAUCCAACAGUAAAAUGUCUGUGAGACUUUAUGGAGGGGCCCUUCUCAGUAUUUCGGUGAUCAUGUGGCAUGCUUUAUAUACAGCGGAAAAGAGCGUCAUCCAAUGGACACUGCUCACAGAAGCGUUCUAUUUUACAGUGCAGUUUUUAGUUACAAUCGUGCCAUUGUUUGAAAAGGGAGCAUUACCACAGGGCGCAAUAUUACUGCAACUGAGCCGAGGGUUCUUCCUCCUCAUCAGUGUCUACUUCUAUUACCAAGUUGGCCGGAAGCCGAAGAAAGUGUGAGGAUUGGCGGAAUGAGUGGUGUCUGUUUGGUGGGAGUGGGCUGCACGCUGGAGAGCUCCCAGUCGUGUGACUGGAAAGUGACAGAUUGUCCUGGAAAUGUUUUUUUUUGUAAUCCACAUGAUCUUGUUCUGUUUCUAUCAGUCGGACUUGUGCCUUUCCAGGUCUGUUGUAUUGAGAGGACAUUCUUGUAUCCCUGCCCCUGUCCCCUGUGUAUGUGCAGCAGCAGUUUGACAAUAUUGGAUUCAUUACCUCACGAUGACCAAUAAAUUUGUGAUGCGA